Molecule: messenger RNA, 1537 nt
Organism: Lactuca virosa
Lineage: Eukaryota; Viridiplantae; Streptophyta; Magnoliopsida; Asterales; Asteraceae
Source: the annotation of a GenBank genome assembly
AAACAAGGCUUUCUCCUUCAAUAAAACCUUGAACUUCUUCAAAACCUUGGCCACAAUUCUUCUCUCAUAUAUCUAAUCUCUCAAUUUUUUUUUUCUCAUUCAUCGAAUCUCGAAAAUUGCAGCAAUAUCACACCCAUUUAGUUUCGAUCACACUCCGUGAAAGGAAUUAGGAAUUUCGAUUCCUUUGUUGGUUUUUCUUUAAUUCUCAUCACUCAAUAAGUUUUUUUUGGAUGAUCAAUCGAAUAAGUCUCUGAUUGUAACCAAAAGCUGUUGAUCGAUAUGGCGUCGCCGGCACCAGCGAAAUUACAACUUCUACACAACUUCUCGUUAACACAUCUGACGUGGAACAACAAUCGCAGCGGUCGCAGCAAACUCGCCGGAGAAGUCUCCUCUACAUCACCACCUCCGUCCACUCCAUGGCGUGAAUCGCCGCCGUUGAAGUCGCAUACUCAUGCUCCUUCUCAUAGGCGUCAAACAUCACCGUCAAGUGUUUCACAGCGGCCAUCGCUUCUUCACAAGCAAUCGCCGAUGCGUGAUUUAGAGUUCGAGGCUAAUCUAAACUACGAUGCUUCACAGUUUAUGGAAAAAACGGAUAAACGAAUAAUGUCCGAAUCAUCUACGAAAUAUGUUGAAAACAAUAACAGAGGGAGAAGAUCUAACAAGAUCUCUAUUCGUUUCCGGGAAAACAGCAAGCAACACGACGGCGUCGCGGAAGAAAAUCGCUCAUCCACACCAAUGGAUGAUUCCAUUCCGCCGCAAGCAGCGGCAUCAGCAGAAGAUGAAUCAUUGCCGAAGACCUGGAAUUUGCGGCCGAGAAGACCGCCGAUGAACCACAAACAAUCUACUGGUGGCCCGCCGAAGAUCGGCACAUCACGAUUGCAAGAGAUUAAAACUUCUCACGAGACUAAUAUCGACAAACAGUUAUCAGAACUGAAUACUAACAAUAACAGCGAUCCGAGGAAGUCGAAGAAGCAGAAGUUUUCGAUUCCGCUUUCCCGUUGUGAGAUCGAAGAGGAUGUGUUCUUGUUGACCGGAUCAAAGCCGUCUCGGAGGCCAAAGAAGAGACCAAGGGCCAUUCAGAGACAACUUAAUAAUCUUUUUCCUGGUUUGUGGCUCGACUCCAUUACUGCUGAUUCAUACAAAGUAUCUGAAGCUCCUACAAAGGGAUAGAUAUAGGUUAUAACAGUUUGAGGGUUAUCAAUCUUUCUUUCUUUUUGGUGGAAGUUGGAAGGCUCGGAUUCUUUGGAUGUUGUUUGAAGGUGCAAUAAAACCAAAAUUUGACUAGAUUAACGGGUCGGGCGGGUGUAUAUAAUCGGAUCUUUGUGUUAUGGUUCCUUUAUCUUUUUAUAAGCUUAAUAAAAUGGCCGAAGACUUUCCUACAAUGAUACAUGUUACAUUCUUAUCAUAUUAAAAAUUGAGAUAAAUACAAGAAAUAGGAAUGUACCAUGUAAUGUUUCCUUAUUAUGGCAGUGUACUUUUCAUAUUAUAUCUUAUUAAGGCAUUGUGUGUUGAUGUCCUCAUGGACUCGUAUAGCAAC